Molecule: messenger RNA, 408 nt
Organism: Entamoeba invadens IP1
Lineage: Eukaryota; Evosea; Mastigamoebida; Endamoebidae
Exons: 1
Coding region: 1-408 (135 amino acids)
Source: RefSeq, a predicted model, not a curated record
AUGAGUAAGUAUGUCCAACAACAAACCACCGAUGAACAGAUGAAGCUCUGGCUCGAGGAACGACGGAAGAGAUUUCCUCGUCGUAAACCUACUCAAAACAACGACGAGAAAAAGACGGAAGAGUCGAAGCCAAGACCUCCUGAAAAAGACGAGAAAGAGCAGACGAAGGUGAGAGAAAUUGGUCUUGAGAACAUGUCAGACCUCCCCGAAGAAAUAUCGUCCAAAAAAGAGGAACCAAAAGAAGAAGAAGAAUAUCAGAAGAAAAGUGCAAACACUAAUAUCAAAAGACAGAAAAGACAUGACAUCACCGAUUUGUUAAUGACUAAAAUGCAAGAACAAGUGCAAGAAGUCGAGUUUGAUAUUCUCUUCGAAGCCAUCGAUUUUUUACUCGAACAAGAGAACCACUGA